This is a messenger RNA of Zea mays, 1415 nucleotides long. RefSeq lists its product as uncharacterized. The record is from RefSeq and is a predicted model, not a curated record. The transcript has a single exon. Lineage: Eukaryota; Viridiplantae; Streptophyta; Magnoliopsida; Poales; Poaceae. The coding region runs from base 579 to 1280 and encodes 233 amino acids.
UGCUUCUCACCUAUGUGCAGCACCUUAUCAAUUGUAAAUAAAGGGGAAAAAUGUACGAUCACAUAUUUAUAUACUUAUUAACCGGAGAAAUAAUUUAACGAGCACAACAACAAUUCGACUAGGCUGCACACAUCACCUAGAAGGACCCACGUGAGGCUCAGCCUCGUAGGUGAAUCCUGGCUGGGCACUAGCCACUAGGCAUGGGCGUGUCACGCGUGUGGCGGUUAGGCUCUGGACGCGAGCGCGCGAGCGCGCGGCACGACGGUGGUCGGUGGCUAACCAACGUGGGCACCCGAUGAGACGAUAGAUGGACGCGGGCGCGCGACGUCCUGGUGGCGAUGGCUGGGCGAGGGCGUGAGGCGUUCUAGCGGCGCUGAGGCUGGGCAUGGCGUUCUGGCGACCGGCGGCUAGGUCUGCUCGUGCUCAGGCGUCAGAACUGUGAAGGCUAGGCUUAGGGUGUGCCACGGCCCACCUGGACCCCCUGUGGGUCCGCCCCUGCUCGACCAGAGGCGGAGAGCACUAUAGUCACGAGCUCCACAGUCCAAGCUCGCACUCGCAAGUGCUAGCAUCUCUCGGUAAUGGCGAAGUCGCGUGGCUUCGUGAUGGCGGCUGUGAUGGUGGUGGCGGUGGUGGUGGCCGUGGUAUCGGUGGCGCCGCGCGGCGCGGAGGCGAAGACGACGAUCGAGCCGUGCUCGGGGUCCGACUCCUGCCCGGCGCUGCUGGGUUACACGCUCUACGCCGACAUGAAGGUGUCCGAGGUGGCCGCGCUCUUCGCCGUCGACCCGGCGGCGUUGCUGGCCGCCAACGCGCUCGACUUCGGCGCCCCAGGGGCGGCGCACCGCAUCCUGCCCAUGGGCCUCUUCGUGCGCGUGCCCACCCGCUGCUCCUGCGCCGACGGCGUCCGCAAGUCCGUCUCCGUCCGCUACGCCGCGCGCCCGGCCGACACGCUCGCCACCGUCUCCGACGUCGUCUUUGCGGGGCUCGCCUCCUCCGACCAGAUCCGCAACGAGAACGGCCUCACCUCCGCCGACCCCGACGCGCCGCUGGACGCCGGCCAGAAGCUCGCCAUUCCGCUGCCAUGCGUCUGCUUCAACUCAUCCGACAACAACCUCCCCGCGGUGUACCUCUCCUACGUCGUGCAGGUCGGGGACACCGUGCCCGCCAUCGCUGCAAGCUACGAGACCACCGUCACGGAUGUCAUGAAUGUCAAUGCCAUGGGGAGUCCCGUCGCCGCGCCAGGCGACAUUCUCGCCAUCCCAUUGCCAGGUAGGAGUACAUGAUAUGCCCAGACGGAUUCAUGUAUGGUGAAAUAGGCAACUCCAUCGUCUUAUAUAAUGGCAUUUUCAGCAGACGUAUAUAAUGGCAUUUUCAGCUUUCGCGAGAAUUAUAAUGGCACUGAUAUAGUUUCACGAAUA